GGUGUUAAUAUUAUGUGAACACUCUAAACCUUAUUUGGUGCUGUAGUGCUUAGGGGAAAUAGGUUAUUACAUUUAUAAUACAAAUUGCCAGUAAAGGACAUUUUCUCUGGGUUUGUGCUUCAGGCAUGAACACUGGAAUCUGUGUGUUAGUGCUGCUGGUGGCUCUCUCCAGCAGCAGCUGCUUCUCUCACCCCACACACUUCAUGGAAGAAGGGAAGUUGGAUGGAGGGUCUGUAGAUGCACACACACGCCACACCCUUGCAGUGCCCCCCAGUGGCCAGCUCACAUUAUUGUCUAAAACACAGGAAGAGAAUGUAGAGGAGGACGCUGUGCGCAGGCUGAAUGAACUGCUGGCCAGACUCAUUUCCAGAAAAGAUUCAUACCGCAGAAGCCCAUCCCUCAACAGCAGGUCCAACCACAGAAUAAAGGACAGAGACUACCUGGGCUGGAUGGAUUUUGGCCGUCGGAGUGCUGAGGAGUAUGAAUACUCUUCGUAAUAUCCAAUCACCCAAUCAUCAUUUUGAAGGAACCAACCAACCAACCAACCACAUGUACAGAGAGAUCCAUUUAAAUUUUUCUCCCUGCCAUUCAUGAUAUUGUUGGAGUGCCCUUUCUUCAUCUUAUUUCUGAUGUAAAUUUGUAUAAUGAAGAUGAUGCAAUAUAUGAAUAUGUAUGU
Molecule: messenger RNA, 676 nt
Organism: Ictalurus furcatus (blue catfish)
Lineage: Eukaryota; Metazoa; Chordata; Actinopteri; Siluriformes; Ictaluridae
Gene: ccka
Product: cholecystokinin a
Exons: 2
Coding region: 126-497 (123 amino acids)
Biological process (GO): digestion
Cellular component (GO): axon; extracellular region
Molecular function (GO): neuropeptide hormone activity
Source: RefSeq, a predicted model, not a curated record